AUGACGGACUCGGCGACAGCCAACGGGGACGACAGGGACCCCGAGAUCGAGCUCUUUGUGAAGGCCGGGAUCGAUGGGGAAAGCAUCGGCAACUGUCCCUUCUCUCAGCGCCUCUUUAUGAUCCUCUGGCUGAAAGGAGUCGUGUUCAAUGUCACCACGGUGGACCUGAAAAGAAAGCCAGCCGACCUGCACAACCUCGCGCCUGGCACCCAUCCGCCCUUCCUGACCUUCAACGGGGAUGUGAAGACGGACGUCAAUAAGAUCGAGGAGUUCCUGGAGGAGACUCUGACCCCUGAAAAGUACCCCAGACUGGCUGCGAAGCACCGGGAAUCCAACACAGCAGGCAUCGACAUCUUCUCCAAGUUCUCUGCCUACAUCAAAAACACCAAGCAGCAGAACAAUGCUGCCCUUGAGAGAGGCCUGAAUAAGGCACUGAAGAAACUGGAUGACUACCUGAGCACUCCUCUGCCAGAGGAGAUCGACGCCAACACUUGUGGGGAUGAUGACAGGGGGUCCCGGCGCAAGUUCCUGGAUGGGGAUGAGCUGACCCUGGCCGACUGCAAUCUGUUGCCCAAACUCCACGUGGUCAAGGGCCAUGGAGUGGAGGAGGGCACGAGCAGAAAAAAUGAGAAGAAGCUAGAGAAAGAAGAAGAAAAAAAAGAAAUUCCUUCUACUGA
Pipistrellus nathusii (Nathusius's pipistrelle) is the source of this 677-nucleotide messenger RNA. Lineage: Eukaryota; Metazoa; Chordata; Mammalia; Chiroptera; Vespertilionidae. The record is from the annotation of a GenBank genome assembly.